CUCGCUUUUCUGUUCAUCACGGAAAAAGCAAACCAGCAGCUACGCACGAUUUUUCCUCUGACUCUUCGUAAAUAAGAACAUGGCACAGGGGUAUAAAUACGGUGGUCCGGGAGGGAAUAAUGGGAAUUUCAAUCCAAAUCGAACCACCGGGUCGACGGUGCAGGGUUUUAAGCACCAGGGAGUUCCGUCGGCUCCCUACAAUUUGCGGUACGAAGCCCGGUCGCAGCAAGAAGUUGAUGUGUACUGGAAGCUCCCAACUGGUCAAGACAUCACUUCAGUCAACGUGGAGCUUUACCAGCAGCAAGGGUGGUUCGGCGGCUGGGAAAAGACUGACGAGGGAAAUCUUAAUGGCAGCACUGAAACGGUUACCGUGGAAAACAAAGUACUGCAACUGCACAUACGGGCCGUCAACAGAUUUGGAAAGAGCGAGGCUGCAAUUAUCAAGCUUGGAUAGAUGUAGCCGCCCGUGGUCAAGUGAUACAUGCAGAGUGGUGUGAACUUCUACCACAGCCUGUGCUGGGACCAUCACAUUACAGGAAUACUCUUAAUAUGAUGUUUAUAUGUGUCGUUCACUUUCUUAUAAAUGUGUCUUUCACAUUUCCUUGUUACAGUAACGUUAGUUCAUAUACAUCCACUGUAUUUAAGGGCAUUUUAUGUUGGUAUAUCUAUGUCUAUGGACAGUGCACCGGUUUCAAAUUGUUUCCUUUUUCAAAGUACUGAUAUUCAUUAAUACUAUACUUUAAAUACAACGAAUAUUGUCAGCCCUGCAGAUAAAUGUGAACUAGCUAUAUAUAGCGCUACAACACAUUUCAACACACUCGCUGCAGAUUUGACUAUUUCUUCUUAAGGUUGGACACAAAAACAUUUAGGUAAAGACAUAAAAGAUUGAUUUGUUAUUAGAAAAGAUGUUGACAGAUCCAUCCCGGCCAUUGUAUACAUGUACAUGAUUACCUAACGUUAACCCCAUGUGUGCAGAGUCCAGCAUUGAUAAUCUGAAUAAAUGCCAAGUUACGACACAUGUUUAGCCCAAAUGUGCCAAAUAAAAUGUAUAUUUUGUAGUUUGUACUGGACCUUGCGAAAGUCACAGACUGUGUAUUUGGGUUGUGCCAAGAAAGCUUCGACUCUAUAAAUACCUUCAAAGACAAAAAAAGAGUUCUACAUCUGUACUUCAUUGUUGCUGUUAUGUUUUUAAUUGUAAUUGCCUGUAACAUAACGUAUGUACAGUUCUUCUCAGAUAUUUCUGAUUGAAAAAUAUCAACCCUGUAGCUGAGCUAUCUAUGUGUAAUGCAAUGCAGGAUGAAAGUCUAUGACUAGCAUGUUAACACAAUAUAAUCAAUGACCUAUUAUUGUUAAAUUAUGUUCUGAAACUAUUUUGACAUCACAAAAUGCAUAAAGUAUGGUUUUGUCCGCUCCUAUACUGUUAUUAUUCUGUAAACAUGAAACAUAUUAGGGCAUAUGCUAAUCAAUGUGCAAGACUUGUGACAGAGUAGGUCUUUACUGAAUAUGUUAGAAGCAACAACAGGACUAUUGUCACGAAGAAACUAAGUAUACUUUUUAACCUUUGUAAGAAUGGAGUGACGUUACUAGUUUCUUAGUAAUAUACCAGUAGGUUUAACAUGGAUAAGAAUACUUUUUCUGUCUGUAUAACAAUUUGACAACUUCUCACAUUAAGUCUUCAAUUAUCUUUCCAAUGUUUUAUCAUUUUUUUAUUGCGUGCAUAUUCUCUGAUUCAUUGUUUAACACUUCUCAAUUUUCCACUUUUUUAUACACGGUAUUAUAUGUUGUUUAAAUUAAUUAGCGUUAAGAUUAUAUCGGUUUGGUUUGCAUCAAGUGUUUAGUAUACCAUAUCUAGGCGAGAGGUAGUUCUGAAAUACAAAAUCACAAGUUUGAUUUCAGAUUUAUCUUCUCAGCGUUACACGUACCUUUAACGUUUAUGUCUAGUACUUAUUUGUUGUAGUUUGGUGUUAAAGUAAUAUAAGAUCACAGAGUUUGGGUGUGUUAACACAUUGUCUUUGUUAUACUGACGUCUUGUAUCAAUAAAACCAUUUUACAUAUUC
Molecule: messenger RNA, 2057 nt
Organism: Branchiostoma floridae (Florida lancelet)
Lineage: Eukaryota; Metazoa; Chordata; Leptocardii; Amphioxiformes; Branchiostomatidae
Exons: 3
Coding region: 80-454 (124 amino acids)
Molecular function (GO): protein binding
Source: RefSeq, a predicted model, not a curated record